Molecule: messenger RNA, 3508 nt
Organism: Lolium rigidum
Lineage: Eukaryota; Viridiplantae; Streptophyta; Magnoliopsida; Poales; Poaceae
Product: homeobox-DDT domain protein RLT3-like
Biological process (GO): regulation of transcription by RNA polymerase II
Cellular component (GO): transcription regulator complex; nucleus
Molecular function (GO): DNA-binding transcription factor activity, RNA polymerase II-specific; RNA polymerase II cis-regulatory region sequence-specific DNA binding
Source: RefSeq, a predicted model, not a curated record
AUGGUUUUUUUGGUUUCUCUAGAUGAUGGCCAAGGGUCUCAUGGCUAGGAGCGAUUAUAAUGCAGGGACGAAGAAAUCCCCCCUGCAGAUCCAGAUGCUGGAGAGGUUUUAUUCCGAGGUGCAAUAUCCCAAGCCGGAGGACAUGACGGAGUACGCAGCGUCUGUUGGCCUGACUUACAGCCAGGUCAGGAUAUGGUUCAAGGAGCGGAGGAGGAAAGAGAGGAGACACAUGGAAGCUGCAGGGGUUCGUGUGGACACACAAGUUUGCGCAGGAUCGACUGGGCUCAGUUGUAGCAACGGCAGCAGCAGGAGUACGACAAGCCUUGUUGUAGGAAAGAAACACAUGCUUCGGCCACAAGUUCUGUUUCCCAAGGAUUAUAUUCUUAGGAAAGUCUUCCGCAAGGAUGGUCCAUCUCUUGGGGGCGAAUUCGAUCCCCUGCCCCAAAGCGCACAUGGUCAUGCCAGAGCUGCAGAUACCACAGGACAUCACUCCUACCAGGACCAAGGAGUUAUGAAAAAGAGAAAGAUCAUGGUGUCUACUGCCCAGAGACCCACUUUGCCAUGUGAGAACAAUGAUCCUGUGAGGAAGCAUGGAGUUGGCAAAGGUUUAAUGACAGUGUGGCAUGCAAUGUAUUCCCAAAAUGCGGAAAUUCAAGAUGGCUCCAGUUUUAUUGAUGAAACUGGUUGCUUGAGGUCAUUGAGACCAUUCGAUGACUGUGGUGGAAAGCCUGUCCAAGUAAAAAACAAAUUUUUGGCACGGAAGAGAGUAAAUAAAAAGAGUAGACCUCCGCCGAGUAAAAGAAAGGUGCCAUGUGGCAGAGUUACUGAUCCGAAGGAGCAUCCUCCAGUGGAGUGCCUUCUUUCAGUUGAUGAAUCAGAAUCCUCAGAACUACAAACUGAACAGGCAACUUUAGUUGAUGAUGAGGAGCUUGAGCUCAGCGAGUUACAAGCAGGCCCUAACCCGUUAAGAUGUUCAGCUCAUCUUUCUUCAACUGGGAGACAUGGCUGCCCCCUUUGUAAAGAUUUACUUGCCAGGUUUCCUCCACCAAGUGUUAGGAUGAAACAACCAUUUCCCACAAAACCUUGGGAAUCUUCACCUGAAAUGGUGAAAAAGCUUUUCCAGGUUGUCCGGUUUAUCUACACACACUUUGGUAGUAUGGAUGUCCAUCCCUUUACAUUUGAUGACUUUGUACAAGCAUUCCAUGACAAGGACUCGUUGUUAUUGGGGAAAGUACAUGUCAGUCUUCUCAAGCUACUUAUGUUAAACACAGAAAGGGGCAGCAGUAGUGUGUUUGUUCCACGAUCGUCUAAAGACAGCAGAUAUUUAAGCUUUCUGAACUUUGUUAGAGAACAAGAAUUCGAUGUGAAUUUCUGGAUCAAAUCCUUGAAUUCUCUUACUUGGGUUGAAAUACUACGCCAAGUUCUGGUAGCUUCAGGUUUUGGAUCAGAUCAUCAUAUGCUGAAUCGGAAUUUCUUUAACAAGGAGAAAAAUCAAAUGGUUAAAUAUGGGUUACGUCCUCGUACACUGAAGGGUGAAUUGUUUGCACUAUUGUCUAAGAAAGGAAGCAGUGGGUUAAAGGUAUCUGAACUUGCCAAAUCACCACAGAUUAUCGAUCUUAACCUCUCAGGUGCAUCAGAAGUAGAGCAGCUGAUAUUCUCAACUCUCUCUAGUGACAUCACAUUAUUUGAGAAGAUUGCACCUUCUGCAUACCGUCUACGUGUUGAUCCUCGGAUUAAAGGAAAAGAAGAUCCUAGAUUAGAUACCGAGGAUUCUGGAACUGUCGAUGAUGAUGGAGAUGCUUGCAGCAGUGGAGAUGAAUCUGUUGGCUCACAAGAGUUGAGUUUUCUUGAGCAUGGAAGUAGAAUUGUUAGGAGGAAACAGAAAAAUGUGAAUAAAUGCAGUGAAAUUGAUGAAAGUUAUUCCGGAGAAAGAUGGCUUCUGGGGUUGAUGGAAGGCGAAUACUCGGACCUAAGCAUCGAUGAGAAGUUGGAUUGCUUGGUUGCUUUACUGGAUGUUGUUUCUGGUGCUGGUUUUGUUCCAAGGCUUGAGGAACCACAAAGUGUCCUGUCUAAUAUACAGAGAACACAGUCACAUGCCUCAGGUGGCAAAAUAAAGAAGAUGACAAGAACUAUUUAUCAAUCUAGUGACGAGUACUUAAAUAGACCAGGAAGCUCGCCCAGUUUUGAUUCUUCUAUGCAAGGGCAGUCAGGAAGCCUGAAAAGUCAGGAUUACAUUGUCGACUCUGAAGCUAAUGAAUCAUCUACAGGAUUUGCACAUCAGCCACAAAUUGUUCUCUUAGGAUCAGACCGCAGGUAUAACAAUUAUUGGCUCUUCCUUGGCCUUUGCCGGGCAGAUGAUCCAGGGCAUCGCAGGGUCUACUUUGAGUCCUCAGAAGAUGGCCACUGGGAGGUGAUUGAUUCACCACAGGAAUUACUUUCGCUGCUGUCUGUCCUAGACAUCAGAGGCACUAGGGAAGCUCAUCUUCUUGCAUCAAUGAAAAAGAGGCAAGCGUGUCUUUUUGAAGGCAUGAAAAAACACUUGGAAGAGGGGAACUCGGUUGGGUUAGCAGCAUCAUCUGAUUCUUCUCGUUCCGAGACAAGCAGUGGAAACAAAGUUUCACCCAAGCCAAGUAGUGGAGAUGGAGCUUCACCCCUAUCAGACAUUGACAGUGCUUCUAUUCCCGCAUAUCUAGCUGGUAAUCUUCUAAAUGCAUCAUCUGCAAUAGUAAUCGAAGGUGGCAGGAGAAGUGAUGAGAAGAUACUGAAGUGGGAAAGGUUGCAAGCGUUAGAUAAAUGGAUCUGGACUUCUUUCUAUUCUUCUCUUACUGCUGUCAAGUGUGGCAAGAGGUCAUUUAAGGAAUCACUUGUUCAUUGUGAAAGUUGUCAUGAUCUGUAUUGGAGAGACGAAAAACAUUGCAGAAUAUGCCACUCUACUUUUGAAGUUGGUUUCGAUCUUGAAGAAAGAUAUGCUAUACAUGUGGUAACAUGCAGGGAGCCUGAAGGUUUGUAUGAUGUACCAAAUCAUAAAGUUCUUCCUUCGCAGCUACAAGCACUUAAAGCAGCUAUUCAUGCUAUUGAGGCACGCAUGCCUGCGGCAGCUUUUGCCGGUUUGUGGAUGAAGUCUUCACACAAACUGUGGGUUAAGCGGCUGCGACGAACAUCAUCAUUACCCGAGCUUUUACAGGUUCUUAAUGAUUUUGUUGGGGCAAUUGAUGAAGAUUGGUUGUACCAAAGUUCCUCAACAGUAAGCUUUAGUUCAUAUCUGGAUGACGUUACUGUAUACUUCCAAACGAUGCCACAAACAACGUCUGCAGUUGCACUCUGGGUUGUCAAAUUGGACGCCCUCAUUGCUCCUUAUUUGGCGCAAAUGAUUGACAGAGCAUUAGCCAAAGGGUCCAUUCAGACAAACUGUGGGACAAAUAGGACAUCUCUAUUAUCCGUGUACAUGCCACAGUUCACAGCAAAUUCUAGUAUUUUCCAAGCAAUGACUGAAUGCAGGCGUGUGUGA